Messenger RNA from Notechis scutatus (mainland tiger snake), 1693 nucleotides. Its product is annotated as keratin, type I cytoskeletal 12-like. Gene Ontology annotation, molecular function: structural molecule activity. Gene Ontology annotation, cellular component: cytoskeleton. Gene Ontology annotation, biological process: epithelial cell differentiation; intermediate filament organization. NCBI's taxonomy places the organism in Eukaryota, Metazoa, Chordata, Lepidosauria, Squamata, Elapidae. The record is from RefSeq and is a predicted model, not a curated record.
AAUCAGCUUGCUUGCUGGCACGGUACAGGCCUUCCUUCUUGCUCAAACACUAUGGCUCUCUCUGUCCUCACAUCAGGUUCUUCUCGGCAGAUAUCCUCCUAUAGUAUGGGAGGUGGAGGUGGGGGAUCUGUUAGACUGUCAAGUGGUGUAGGCUUCAGUGGUGGUUCCAAGUUCGCUGGAGGUUAUAGUGGAGGGGGUUAUAGUGGAGGGGGUUAUAGUGGAGGGGGUUAUAGUGGAGGGGGUUAUAGUGGAGGGGGUUUUGGUGGAGGAAGCCUUGCUGGAGGAUAUGGUGCUGGCAUGGGUGGUGGCUUUGCCAGUGGCAGUUUUGCAGGUGGCUUUGGUGGUGGCUUUGGCGUGGGAGGAGGAGAUGGAGGUCUCCUCACAGGCGAUGAGAAGCAAACCAUGCAGAAUCUUAAUGACCGCCUUGCUAACUAUUUGGGCAAAGUACAUGCUCUUGAAGAGGCAAAUGCUGAGCUAGAAGUCAAAAUCAAGGAAUGGUAUGCCAAAUUCAGCACCCCUGACACUGAUCGAGAUUACAGCAAGUAUUUUAACAUCAUUGAAGAUCUUCGGAACCAGAUAUGUCGACAUACAAUUGAGAAUGCUGGGAUUGUAUUACAAGUUGAUAAUGCUCGACUAGCUGCUGAUGAUUUCAAACUUAAGUAUGAAAAUGAGUUGUUCCUACAUCAAAAUGUGGAGAGUGAUAUCAAUGGCUUACGCAGAGUCUUGGAUGAUCUAACCAUGAAUAAAUCAGAUCUAGAGUUGCAGAUUGAGAGCCUGAAUGAGGAACUUCUCUACCUGAAGAAGAACCACGAAGAGGAAUUGAUGAGUUUCCGAGGAAUUACCAGUGGUGAUGUCACUGUGGAAAUGGAUGCUGCUCCUGGAGUUGAUUUGACUAAACUUCUGAAUGAUAUGAGAGCCCAAUACGAAGAACUUGCAGACAAAAACCGGAGAGAAGCAGAAGAACAGUUCAAUAAACAGGUUGGAGCAUUGAGGCAAGAGAUAUCUGCCAAUGUGGACCAACUGAGUUCAAGCAAAAGUGAAGUUACUGAACUGAGGCGUACCAUGCAAGGCUUGGAACUGGAGCUUCAGGCUCAGAUUGCUAUGAAACAAUCCCUUGAAGGCACUUUAGCAGAAACAGAAAGAAAUUACUGUGAUCAGCUUGGCCAAAUGCAGGCUCAGAUCAGCAGUUUGGAAGAACAACUUCUGCAGAUCCGGUCGGAUAUGGAAAACCAAAAUGCCGAAUAUCAGCAACUGUUAGGAAUAAAGACACGUCUGGAAAAGGAGAUUGAGACCUACCACCGCCUAUUGGAAGGAGAAGCGGGAGGAUAUUCCACAACUGUCUACAGUUCAGGACCUCCUAUGAAAGAGUCAACAAAAACCAGAAUGGUUAAAACAAUCGUAGAGGAAAUGGUGGAUGGCAGAGUGGUUUCUUCCCAAGUCAAAUCAGUUGAAGAGAAGCCAUCGAGUAAAUUACAAAAAUAACUUUCCAUUUUAUAAACUUUCUAACACAGAAGCAAGAAAAAACUUCUUCAAAAGCUAGACUUAGAAAUCAUUCUUUUUUUAAAAAGCAAUAAGUUUUUUCUUUAAAACUUUCUAAUUUCUAUCUACUUUUUUAUGCAAGUUUCUAAAAUACACCUCAAAAUGUGCUUUCUUUUAGCUUGAGUAGCAUAAUAAACUUUUUCACUAUUUGCAA